AUGGCCUGGCUCUCUGGCCCCAAGGCGCUGCUCCUCAGCUUUGGCCUCCUCGGACUGUGUUCAGGAGUCUGGGGUACGGACACAGAAGAGCGGCUGGUAGAGCAUCUCCUGGAUCCUUCCCGCUAUAACAAACUUAUCCGCCCAGCCACCAAUGGCUCUGAGCUGGUGACAGUACAGCUCAUGGUGUCACUGGCCCAGCUCAUCAGUGUGCAUGAGCGGGAGCAGAUCAUGACCACCAAUGUCUGGCUGACUCAGGAGUGGGAGGAUUAUCGCCUCACCUGGAAGCCUGAGGAAUUUGACAACAUGAAGAAAGUUCGGCUCCCUUCCAAACACAUCUGGCUCCCAGAUGUGGUCCUGUACAACAAUGCCGACGGCAUGUACGAGGUGUCCUUCUAUUCCAAUGCCGUGGUCUCCUACGACGGCAGCAUCUUCUGGCUGCCGCCUGCCAUCUACAAGAGCGCAUGCAAGAUCGAGGUAAAGCACUUCCCAUUUGACCAGCAGAACUGCACCAUGAAGUUCCGCUCGUGGACCUACGACCGCACUGAGAUCGAUCUGGUGCUCAAGAGUGACGUGGCCAACCUGGACGACUUCACACCCAGCGGCGAGUGGGACAUAGUGGCGCUGCCCGGCCGGCGCAACGAGAACCCAGAUGACUCCACUUACGUGGACAUCACAUACGACUUCAUCAUCCGCCGCAAGCCGCUCUUCUACACCAUCAAUCUCAUCAUCCCCUGCGUCCUCAUCACCUCUCUAGCCGUCCUCGUCUUCUAUCUGCCGUCUGACUGCGGUGAGAAGAUGACGCUGUGCAUCUCCGUGCUGCUGGCGCUUACCGUCUUCCUGCUGCUCAUCUCUAAGAUCGUGCCGCCCACCUCCCUCGACGUGCCGCUCGUCGGCAAGUACCUCAUGUUCACCAUGGUGCUCGUCACCUUCUCCAUCGUCACCAGCGUGUGCGUGCUCAACGUGCACCACCGCUCACCCACCACGCACACCAUGGCGCCCUGGGUCAAGGCCGUCUUCCUGGAGAAGCUGCCCACGCUGCUGUUCAUGCAGCAGCCGCGCCACCGCUGCGCCCGCCAACGCCUCCGCCUGCGGCGGCGCCAGCGCGAGCGAGAGGGAGCCGGCGCCCUCUUCCGCGAGGCCCUGGGGGCCGACUCCUGCACGUGCUUCGUCAACCGCGCGUCGGUGCAGGGCUUGGCUGGGGCCUUCGGCUCGGAGCCGGCGCCGGCGGCAGGCCCCGGGCGCGCCAGGGGGCCGUGUGGCUGCGGCCUCCGGGAGGCGGUGGACGGCGUGCGCUUCAUCGCAGAUCAUAUGCGGAGUGAGGACGACGACCAGAGCGUGAGUGAGGACUGGAAGUAUGUUGCCAUGGUGAUCGACCGCCUGUUCCUUUGGAUCUUUGUCUUCGUCUGUGUCUUUGGCACGAUCGGCAUGUUCCUGCAGCCUCUCUUCCAGAACUACACCACUGCCACCUUCCUCCACGCAGACCACUCGGCUCCCAGCUCCAAGUGA
Molecule: messenger RNA, 1506 nt
Organism: Budorcas taxicolor (takin)
Lineage: Eukaryota; Metazoa; Chordata; Mammalia; Artiodactyla; Bovidae
Gene: CHRNB2
Product: cholinergic receptor nicotinic beta 2 subunit
Exons: 6
Coding region: 1-1506 (501 amino acids)
Biological process (GO): signal transduction; nervous system process; chemical synaptic transmission
Cellular component (GO): postsynaptic membrane; synapse; neuron projection
Molecular function (GO): transmembrane signaling receptor activity; acetylcholine-gated monoatomic cation-selective channel activity
Source: RefSeq, a predicted model, not a curated record